This is a messenger RNA of Ictalurus punctatus (channel catfish), 2239 nucleotides long. RefSeq names its product carboxypeptidase N, polypeptide 1 (gene cpn1). Gene Ontology annotation, molecular function: zinc ion binding; metallocarboxypeptidase activity. The transcript is spliced from 9 exons. Gene Ontology annotation, biological process: proteolysis. The record is from RefSeq and is a predicted model, not a curated record. NCBI's taxonomy places the organism in Eukaryota, Metazoa, Chordata, Actinopteri, Siluriformes, Ictaluridae. The coding region runs from base 99 to 1451 and encodes 450 amino acids.
AGACCGGAUGAGUGGAAGGAGAAAAGGAGGGACAGGGAGAGGGAACGAGCGAGUGAAGGAGAGGGAACAGCUCUCUGUUUGUGGAGCAGAACAGGACCAUGCUGUCAGGCGGUUGUGUAGUUUGGAUUGGAGUACUACUCCUGGUUCUUGGGGCUCCGAUGACUAGGGCUGUUGAAUUUCAACACCAUGGAUAUGAGGAGAUGGUGCGCACUCUGUUCUCCAUCCAUAGCCAGUGCCCAUACAUAACCCGCAUCUACAGCAUUGGUCGCAGUGUGGAGGGGCGCCACCUUUAUGUCCUGGAGUUCAGCGAUAAUCCAGGCAUCCAUGAAGCAUUGGAGCCGGAGUUCAAGUACGUGGGGAAUAUGCAUGGGAACGAGGUGCUGGGCCGCGAGUUACUCAUCUACCUCUCUCAGUUCUUCUGUGAUGAGUAUCAAGCAGGGAACCAACGGAUUACAGAGCUUAUCCACAACACACGCAUUCACAUUCUGCCCUCCAUGAAUCCAGAUGGCUAUGAAGUGGCAGCUAGGCAGGGUCCAGAGUUCAAUGGAUACCUGGUGGGCCGUGGGAAUUCCAGAGAUGUGGAUCUAAAUCGCAAUUUCCCUGACCUGAAUGCCCUCAUGUAUUACAAUGAGAAGAACAAUGGACUUAAUCACCAUUUGCCCCUUCCAGACAACUGGGAGCACCAGGUUGAACCAGAGACUCUUGCAGUCAUUAGAUGGAUGCAAAGUUAUAACUUUGUUCUGUCAGCAAAUCUGCAUGGAGGAGCAGUGGUGGCAAACUACCCUUUCGACAAAUCCAGAGAAGCCCGUAUAAGAGGCAGGUCUACAUAUUCUGCCACUGCAGAUGACAAGCUCUUCAAACAUUUGGCAAAGACUUACUCCUAUGCUCACAGCUGGAUGCAUAAAGGCUAUAACUGUGGAGAUUACUUUGAGGAUGGGGUUACCAAUGGAGCCAGCUGGUACACUCUGUCCAAGGGCAUGCAGGACUUUAACUACCUAUACACUAACUGCUUUGAGAUCACUCUGGAGUUGAGCUGUGAUAAAUUCCCCCCAGCAAGCACUCUGGCCAGAGAAUGGCUGGCCAACAGGGAGGCUCUGGUGUCCUACCUGGAAGAGGUUAACCAUGGCAUUAAAGGAAUGGUUUAUGAUGAGAAUAACAACCCUAUCAGCAAUGCAGUGAUCUCAGUGGCAGGCAUAAACCAUGACAUAACCAGUGGGGCAGACGGAGAUUACUUCCGUCUGCUUUUGCCAGGAACCUACAUUGUAACUGCCUUUGCACCAGGCUACCGGCCUUCAACCAGUACAGUGACAGUCGGACCUGCCGAGGCCAUACAGUUACACUUCUAUUUGAAACCAGCACCAAAAGAGACAAACUUGAAUGCAAGGGACCAUCAAGAUAAGAAAAGCUUCUCAGCAGCCAAAGUUCCUGCAGCCAACCUCGGUCCAAGAUAAUAAAAAAAAAGGGACAAGUUCCUCGAAAAUGUUGGCAAAGGAAGUUUAAACUAUUGCUGUUACAAACCACAUCACUGAAUCAUACUUCCUCAGUCCUCAGUUUGUCUUGGAUCCUUAAUAGUAUGUUUUUCACAAGAGUGUUCUAUUGAAAUGAAUUCACGUUCAUGUAACACUUAAGAAAUGCAUGUAUUAAAUAAUGUCAGAUUCAUAGAAAGGAAUCAGCAUAUAAUUCAGGAAAUAAUUUAGAUAAUAAUGCAAUGUUAUGAGGUGUCACAAGUAUUGUACAUCAGCACUUACAACGAAUUUAACAAUCUCCUUUGAUUAACAUUUUAUGCAGACCCAACACAAAAUGUAAUCAAGUAUAAUCAAAUGCAGCAAUGAAAUGGUCCUUAGUCAGUAUUGUCUUGAUUCGUUUGUGAUAUAUAUUACAACUUUUACAACUUUAUAUAUUACAACUUCAACAAAAAUGUGUUAAUAUAGAUAUCACAGACACAUUUACCUUUUAACAUGUACUAAGACUGUUACGGUAUCAGUAGGAUUACUGUAAAGCACUGAAUAUUUACAGAACUCUAAAGACCAAUUUUUAUACUGUGUAGUUCUACUCUGAUGUCUCUGAUUUGAGGAAAUUAUUACGUUUUAUGUAUUUUAAAGGAAUUAAUUAAAUUAAAGUAAUUUAUAAUUAGAGUAACAUGAAAAAUCCUUAAUAAUAAAAAGAAAAUUCUAUUGUUAGUAAAAUACAGAAAAUAAUAACUUCAGAAAGUUGAAAUAAAUCCAUUAAGAAAUCAGUA